AGCGCCGGGCUGGCGAUGGUGGAGGGCGGAGGGUGCGGCAAGGCGGGCAGCGCAGCAUGGCGGGGUUCCGGGUCCGGCCGUACCGCGACGAGGACUACGAGGCGGCGCGGGAGGUCUUCGCCACCGCCAUGAGCGAAUACGCGCCGGCGCUGUGCCUGCACGUCCUGCGGCAGCCCUGGGUGCUGCUGGUGCUGGGCUGCGCCUUCUGCCUGCUGCUGGCCAGCGCCCGCUCCCUGCUGCUGCCCGUGCUGGCGCUGACGCUGCUGCUGGCGCUGGGCCGCCAGGUGCUGGGCUGCGCGUGGCGCGCCUACAUCGAGCGCUGCCUGGGGGACGACCUGAGCGACAUCCGCCGCGCGUACAUGGACGGCCCCGGCGCCCGCUUCUGGGUGGCGGAGGCGGACGGCCGCGUGGUGGGCACGGUGGGCGUGCGGCCGGCAGGCGAGGCGGGGCUGCUGGCGCUCAAACGGAUGGCGGUGCGCAAGGAUUACCGGGGCCGGGGCAUCGCGGCGGCGCUGGGACGGGCGGCGCUGGACUUCGCUCGGCAGCAGCGCGGCUGCAGGGCCGUGGUGCUCAACACCAUCAUGCUGCAGCACGAGGCGAAAGCCCUCUACGAACGCCUGGGCUUCCACCGGCAGCGCCGCUUCGUGCUGCCCACCGCCUACGGCCGCCUGGCCAACUGCACCGUCACCGCCUACCGCUACGACCUGCCCUGAGCGGCCACGGCCCGGAGCGCCCGGCUCGUGCCUUAGCCGGGCCGCUGCUGCCCCGUGGGAAUGGAGGGGAUGGAGAGAGCUCCGAGCCCGAACCGCGCUGGAGAUGCUUUGUGGGGGUGCAGGGACGGCGGUGCCGUGGGGCUGAGCCGUGCGCACGGAGCCCCGUGGGGACCCCCAUCCCGUUCGGACGAGCCAUGCUGGUGAAUCCCUAUGGGAACCCCUGUGCUGUGGGGCUGAGCCGUGUGCACGGUGCCCCCUGGGGACCCGUUUGGCUGAGCCAUAUAGACUGCCCAUGGGGAUCCUCAUCCCAUGCAGCUGAGCCGUGUGGGCGAUGCCCCAUGGGGACCCUCAUGCCAAAUGGCUGAGCCGUGCUGGUGAACCCCUUGGGGACACGGGGAUCCCUGUGCCAUGUGGCUGAGCCGUGUGGAUGAUGCCCCAUGGGGACACGGGGACCCCCAAGCUGCGUGGUGCCAGGCUGGGGACGUGCCCCCCUCCCCACCCCCAGCCACGCUGCUCCUCAGGCCCGGGGGGCUCAGCCUCCCUGUGGGGCCCCGACACCCCCACACCUCCCCAGCUGAGUGGGGACCCACAGAGGGAUCCCCGUCCGUGUCCCCUCGCCGUGCUGGGGUCGGAUUUGCGCCUGCCCCUCUUAACGCUGCCAUAAUAAAAGAGCAUCGGAGCGCUGA
This is a messenger RNA of Gallus gallus (chicken), 1399 nucleotides long. RefSeq names its product probable N-acetyltransferase camello. Bases 57 to 713 code for a protein of 218 amino acids. The record is from RefSeq and is a predicted model, not a curated record. Lineage: Eukaryota; Metazoa; Chordata; Aves; Galliformes; Phasianidae. Gene Ontology annotation, molecular function: N-acetyltransferase activity. The transcript is spliced from 2 exons.